Molecule: messenger RNA, 432 nt
Organism: Fusarium verticillioides 7600
Lineage: Eukaryota; Fungi; Ascomycota; Sordariomycetes; Hypocreales; Nectriaceae
Exons: 1
Coding region: 1-432 (143 amino acids)
Source: RefSeq, a predicted model, not a curated record
AUGUUUACUUCGGAAUUGUCCGAAUCAUACCCAACGUCUCAGCUUGCCGAUCAUGCAGAGUUUCUGACGAUCAACCUACCCUUGACCAACCACAGGACAAAUGACAGAAUUGAUAUAUCAGUUAAGUUGAUCUUGCUUACAGGGCAUUAUCAGAUUGCAAUUGGAUUCAUGAAUCUUAGGCAUGUUUCUAUUCAAAGUUGUUCCUCGCCAAUGCUUUCAGAGUUCAAGUUUGGUAGAGAUUCAGUGGCCAGUGAAAAUCUAUCAGUUAAUCCAAUCACCGUGAACCAAGCUUGGAGCAAAUUCAAACAUCGAAUAGCCAACUCCCUUUUCUCAUUUUUCUCUCACUUCCUGGCAUGUCGCUCUCAUUCUCCAGUAUUUCACGGGAUCUCGCGCAUUGCUCGUGAUCGGUCCUAUAUUUGCAACACGCUCUGA